Molecule: messenger RNA, 1100 nt
Organism: Aspergillus caelatus
Lineage: Eukaryota; Fungi; Ascomycota; Eurotiomycetes; Eurotiales; Aspergillaceae
Product: arylamine N-acetyltransferase family protein
Exons: 2
Coding region: 18-980 (320 amino acids)
Molecular function (GO): acetyltransferase activity
Source: RefSeq, a predicted model, not a curated record
AUCAAUCGCUAUUCAAAAUGAGCUCCGCCUACUCAGCGCUUCAGGUAAAGAAGUACCUAUCGUACCUCUCCCUCCCAUCGAAGUACCAUGCCUCCGUAGUAACGCCUCAUCUCUUCCCAAAAGAUGAAGCAGCGCUCACCGUCCUCUUCCGAUGUCAAAUCACACGAUUUCCCUUUGAGAAUUUAUCCGUCCAUUAUUCCACUACACAUCAGCCAGACAUCCACCCGGACACUCUCUAUUCCAAGAUGAUGGGAACUGGGAAAAUCGGUCCUACUGGCCGUGGAGGCUAUUGUCUGGAGGUAAACAUCUUUUUUCACCACAUGUUGCGUGGCCUGGGGUUCGAUGUGUACACGAUAGGAGCAAGAAAUCGCGACCGGGUAAAUGGGGUACCGCAGGGUGAUUAUGGAGGAUGGGUCCACAUGGCCAAUAUCGUACAACUCCCCUCUGGAGUCAGAUAUCAUCUCGAUGUUGGAUUUGGUGGGGAUGGACCAACUAGUCCGAUUCCCCUGAUUUCUGGAGCAGCAAUCCAGAACCUCGGGACCCAAGAGGUGCGCUUGCUGUACGACAAUAUCUCCAGGGAAUCACAGCGACAGCAGAAGCAUUGGAUUUACCAGUACCGCAACGGUGUUGACAAGGAAUGGAACUCAUUCUACUGUUAUCCCGAUCUGGAGUUUUUCCAGGAGGACUUUGAGGUGAUCAAUCGAUUUGCAGCCUGGGAAUUUCUCAAGAGGGAUUCCAUUGUUGCAGUGAAGUUUAUUAGAGGAGGUGAAGAAAGGGAGAUUCCCCAGAAUCAAGACCCCCUUGCUGGAACCCCGACCGAAGCGGACGAAGUGGAUAUCGCAGGGAAGAUCAUGCUAGUCAACAACGAAGUGAAAGUAAAUAUGGGAGGGAGGACCAGAGUGAUAGAAUCGCUGGAUACUGAAGUUGCUCGAAUGAAGGCUCUUCGGAAAUGGUUUUCGAUUUGCCUUGAUUUGAGUUAAAAAGCCCUUUGGGUGUGUAUUUAUGACUGCAAUGCGAUUUGCUUGGUAAAGGAAGAUAAUUACCCUAUUAUGCUAGAUUACAAAGGUGCUGAGCGUCAGAUGCCAAUGCUUCGAGUCUAU